GGUUCUGCGUCCUCUCUUCCUCCAUGCCUAGAAAUAGUCUCUGCAAAUCCACCUCUUCAUUCAUCCUUUUACUCACUUAUUUCUUCUUCUUCUUCAUUUUCUCCUUGAGUAGUGUUAUGGUCAAUGGUGAAUCUCAGAGCUUUGCCCGAACUCUAUCACCUGAAUCCAUGAGAUUUAAGCAAGAAAAGAUAACCCACCUUCACUUCUACUUUCAUGACAUUGUCAGUGGUCGUAAUCCAACUGCUGUUCGAGUUGCAGAAGCACCAAUCACCAACAAAUCAGCCACAUUUUUCGGUGCGGUUGUAGUGAUGGAUGAUCCUUUGACGGAAACUCCAGAGUUGACUUCGAAGGCUGUUGGAAGAGCUCAGGGAAUCUAUUCUGCCACUUCACAAAGUGAACUAUCCUUUUUAUUGGCCUUCAACUUUGUCUUCUCCGAAGGGAAGUAUAACGGGAGCACGCUUAGUGUACUAGGGAGAGAGCCUGUGGGGCCUAAGGUGAGGGAGCUGCCGGUGAUCGGAGGGAGUGGAAUUUUCCGAUUUGCCCGAGGUUAUGCUUUGGUGAAGACUCAGGCGUUGGACCUCAAAACUGGAGAUGCAGUUCUUGAAUAUGAUGUUUUCGUAAUCCAUUACUAAGCCUUCUUCCGUCUUAUUGCCAUUAUAAAGAUCUUAGGGUCCGUUUGGUUUAGAAAC
Molecule: messenger RNA, 689 nt
Organism: Nelumbo nucifera (sacred lotus)
Lineage: Eukaryota; Viridiplantae; Streptophyta; Magnoliopsida; Proteales; Nelumbonaceae
Source: RefSeq, a predicted model, not a curated record